Molecule: messenger RNA, 1934 nt
Organism: Cotesia glomerata
Lineage: Eukaryota; Metazoa; Arthropoda; Insecta; Hymenoptera; Braconidae
Product: zinc finger protein 267-like
Exons: 3
Coding region: 101-1786 (561 amino acids)
Biological process (GO): regulation of transcription by RNA polymerase II
Molecular function (GO): RNA polymerase II cis-regulatory region sequence-specific DNA binding; DNA-binding transcription factor activity
Source: RefSeq, a predicted model, not a curated record
UUAUUCCGGUAUAUAUGCGCGCUCCCAGUCGAUGAGGCAUGGAUUGAGAAAUUUUUGAUUUUAAAGUUUUUAAAUCACGUUUUUCAUCAAAUUGUUAAAAAUGGUGAAUUUUAAAGCAAAUAUUUUAUCAAAUAUCCCGAAAAGAUAUCUGCCUAUUGUUUUACUAAAGAAACUUCAAAUCUCUACAAUAAAUAACCCUACUUUUUUGUGUUCACCUGUCACAAAAUCAAAGUUACAAAAAAGUUUAGCGAAAAACGUUUACCGGGUUGAAAUUAAAGAUCAAAAUAAUAACCAAGGUCAAUUGGAUGAAUAUAAUUUGGAUAAAGAAGAUAUUAUUCCAACUUGUUUCAAUUCAGAAACUGAAUUCCGAAGACAUGAUAUAGAAGUUUUAUCAACACAUGAUCAUGAUUUAAAAAUUAUAUCCGAAAAUUGUCAAGAGAAUGACAAUUGUGAAAAUUUCAGUGGGCAAGUUUUAGAGAGCGACCAUUAUUGUCCCGCCAAGACAAGACAAGUUGAAGUCGAAGUUUAUUCACCGGGAUUUUCUUCAGAAAAACAAGAAUUAUUUUCUGAUGAACAGAUUUUUGAGAAGGUUCCUCAGAUAACUUCUUUUUCUAACGUAGAGAAUGACGAACUACAGACAGAGGAAUCGGAGGUUGACGUUGAAGGCUUGAGUGAGUCUGACGAAGAAAGUAGCAGCAGUAUUCGAACUGAAAAUUUUAAUAAAAGCUUAUACGAAAAUGAAUUAAAAGUACUUGACCUAACAAGUGAUUCAUCAAUGUCUAAUGAUGAAUCAUCAGCGAAAUAUCAGCCGCCUGAGAUUGCUAACACGAUUAAUGAACAUAAUGAUCAUGGUAACACGAUUGAUGAAGAUAAUGAUCGUGGUAACACGAUUGAUGAACAUAAUGAUCGUGUUAACACGAUUAAUGAACAUAAUGAUCGUGAUUAUAUAUCCAAGUUUCUUAAGGAUCACAAUCAAGUCAAAAACCAGGUUAUUAGUAAAUAUAAAAGAAAGAAACAGCUCAAGAAAUGCCCCGAGUGCGAUUUUGUGACUAUGUGGAAUUUACGCCGUCAUAUGGUCCGACAUAGCUCUGAUCGACCUUAUAAAUGUUCUGAUUGCAACUAUUCUAGUAAAACUAAAUGUACAUUGAAAAUUCACAUUCGCUCCCAUUCAGAUGAGAAAAAUUUUAAAUGCUCAGUAUGUCCAUAUCGCAGCCAAUUCCUACCUAAUUUGCAGCGGCACAUUCGUAUUCACACUGGAUUUCGUCCCUAUAAAUGCAGUCAAUGUUUCUUCGCAAGUGCCUAUUUAGAGAAUUUAAAGCGUCAUAGCUUUACUCAUACUGGUAUUCGCCCCUUUAAAUGUUCAGUAUGUUCCUUCGGCAGUAUAACUUAUCACGGUCUUCGGGUUCAUUCAAAAACUCAUAAUACUGUAAAAUCAUUCAAAUGUACUCAAUGCUUGUAUGCCACUACAACGAAAGACAAUUUGAUGCGGCAUUCUCGUAGGCAUUUAAGAACAAAAUCUUACAAAUGUUCACAUUGCUUAUUUGCAACCAAAACUUUGAGAAUUUUCAAGCAACAUUUGCGUACACAUGAAGAAAAAGAUUCAACUGAUACGAAUACAAACAAAUCAGAAAUACAAUUAAAGAGUUUAAAUAAUACAACAAAACAAUGUUAUUCUUGUUACGAUUGUAAAAUGUCAUUUAAAAGAAAAACAUCAUUGGAAAAACACUGGAAGUUGCAUCAUUACUCCCAAAUUCAAAAAGAUAAUAAUUAUCAUUGCUCACUGUGACAAGAAAUGUCGACGAGUAAUGGUUCUUUUAUUCAACAUCUUCAGUUGGCUCAUGAAAUGAAUUCUUCAAAUAACAAAACAUAAGUUAUUACCAUAAAAUAAGAAAUUGGAUAGUAGAAUUAUUCUACAUAAUUGAUUUAUCAAUAAG